AUGAAUGCCGAAAUCGCGGCCGGAAAACCAACCGCCCGUCCGUUACGUAGCGUGGGAGCCGCGAGCUCAACCCCGAAGCAAGCGACAGUCUUGCCCCGUGAAUACGACACGGACGACGAAUACAUUGAGAAGGAUUCGGACGAUGAGGACGAUGCUGCCGGCUCCGAUCGCGACGAUGCCGUUGCCGCCUGGCACGGCAUCGCUGAAUACAACGGCCCUGAUCAGGACGAUGCAACAGCUGCUCAAGCCGAUCACGAUCAAUCUGCGGCUGCCUCGCGCCCUGACGGGAAGCGGAAGGGAAAGUCUGCAGUGCGCAGCCCUGCUAAGGUGAACAGCAGCCCGGGGCCUGGCGCUCGUAUUGAGUGGACGCUGAAGGAGUCGACCAUCCUAGUUGCAGCUCGCUGGUUCACGAAGGACGAGCUGCAGCAGAUGACUGGGAAGCAAGGCUCCCAAUAUUGGCUGCGUCUCUGCGAGCACAUUAAGCUCCAGCACCCCGAUUGGAGCCGCAACGCUACCGCGUGCACCAACCAGUGGAAACGGUUGAAGGCCUUGUGGAAGCAGGUGACGAAGGGGGACUCUGCGUCGGGUGGGGCAACUGUCAUCAAGCCCGCGAAAACCGACGCUACGACUACAACAUGCCGCGGCACACCCCCGAGCGCAAAACGUCGCAUCAACGAGACAGCAACUAUGGCGGCUGCUCAACUUUUGGCCGACACUCUCACGCGAUGCUCAGAGGAGGGCGUCUCCCAGAUCACUGGGGUAAUCCGGGAGUGGAUGGCAAGCCAGCAGUCUCAAACUAGUCGCUCGCUUCACUUCUCCCGCGGACGUGCUGGCGGUGACAACGCAUGGCCGGACGCAGACAAUGCCACGCUCAGCGACGAGGUUGAGGAGUGGCGGUGCUGA
Closterium sp. NIES-65 is the source of this 903-nucleotide messenger RNA. The record is from the annotation of a GenBank genome assembly. Lineage: Eukaryota; Viridiplantae; Streptophyta; Zygnematophyceae; Desmidiales; Closteriaceae.